Messenger RNA from Misgurnus anguillicaudatus (oriental weatherfish), 1504 nucleotides. The record is from RefSeq and is a predicted model, not a curated record. Lineage: Eukaryota; Metazoa; Chordata; Actinopteri; Cypriniformes; Cobitidae.
UUGCCCAUUUCUUUAUCUUGUUCACUCUUUCACUCUCUCUCUAUCUCUCUUUCUCACUCUCUCUCUUUGUCUGUUUACAUCUUUAGUUGUCAUAUCUGUCCAUCUUCGUUGUGAGUCUUUCUGUCUGUUUGUGUUUCUUGUUCAUCACAAUGAGUGAUUCAGAACUCCAAGAAGAGUUAUUGAAUCUGGAUACCCUGGUUGAUCAUCAUGAACUCAAUAAUGAGCUUCAAAGUCUUGAUGAUUUGCUUGGUGAGCCGCAGCAAGAGGAGGAAGCAGCACCAGUAAAGCCAACUGAACCAAGGGUGCAUUGGAGAAAAAGAGACAUUGACGGCAAAACUGUCUAUGCAAGACCAAGGUCAAGCAGGAAUCAGUCAAAUCAGACUGAUCACGUUCGCAAAACCGAUCCUCCCAUGACUGUUUCUGACACUAACUGUGAGGUGACUUUUGCUCCAGAGACUGUUGAGUGUUUUCUGCAAGAUCUCCAGCACUCUCUUAUUGAUACCUCAGAUGAUGAGGCAUCACCUUCUGGAACCUCAACAGAUCCUCUCCAGGCUUCCUCGAACUGGAGCAUGCGACAGAGUCUCCUUUCAGAGAGAUGGAGGGCAGAAAGACCCCAUCUAGUGAACAUUACAGUUGAACAAGAAAAUGUGGGAGCACACAUCUGUCAACAUUGUGGGAGCAAUCCAGCUGUUGUCCGAUGUGGUGACUGUCGACCCCGACCCUUUUUCUGUGACAAAUGUGAUGUGAGCAGGCACACCAUUCAAGUCCUUCACAACAGAGAUGCCAUGACAGCUGGAUUCUUUCAACCAUUGUCUCCAACAACUUUCAUUGUGGAUAAGGCAUUGUCUGAUUGUGUACGGCUUGUACCUGUGGAGAUACCUGACAAAAUCUGUAGUUGCUCUCCACGGUCAUUAAAGGUCAUCGCAGGAAAGGCUGUUGCUGUGGUCACAAUAAAUGGACGCCAUGAUCUUAACAUGCCUGAGUUAAGCUGUGAGGCGUGUCAAGCCAAAUGGGUUGCUGGAGUGGCUGACCUGAUAAGAAGUGGCUACUGGCCUGCAACUCUUCAUUUUGCCACAAUCUAUGCAACAGAUGUCUUUAUUUCAUUUGAAGACAUGAAGAUGGCAGCACCAGGACUGUCAUGUCAAGCUUUUUUAAGAAUGUUGGAUAAGCGAACUGAACACUUUGGUCGUAGUGGUAAGAUCUCGCCUGAUAGCUUUCAGAAAAGUUUUUUUGAAUGGAAGGCUGUGCAAUAUGAGGUGGAAAACAUCUGCAAGGAAGAGCCCUUCAUCUGUCCUGCGUGCACACCAUCUAUGCUUGCAGUUUCAGUAGAUGGAAAUCGCAAGCAUUACCGUUUCAAGAAUGCAGCUAGAUCGGAGGAACAGGCCAUUUUUGAAGGUGUUUUUAUAGCUCGGGAUGAAGAUGUGACAAGAUUUGUGGAUUACAUUCACCAAACAACCAAACAUGUAAAACUGCAGAUGAAUUAGCCUAUAUACAAGACUACAAG